This is a messenger RNA of Wasmannia auropunctata (little fire ant), 318 nucleotides long. RefSeq names its product 11-beta-hydroxysteroid dehydrogenase-like 3. The annotation marks the transcript as partial. NCBI's taxonomy places the organism in Eukaryota, Metazoa, Arthropoda, Insecta, Hymenoptera, Formicidae. The transcript has 2 exons. The record is from RefSeq and is a predicted model, not a curated record.
GACAAGGUAGCCGAACAAUGUGGCCAAAAUAAGCCGUUUAUCGUAACGGGAGAGCUAAUUAAUGAGAGCGAUGUGAAAAAUAUUAUCGACUCGACGAUCAGGCACUACGGCAAACUAGAUGUUUUAGUUAAUAACGCUGGAAUUUUAGAAGGCGGUAGUAUAGAGACCACAAGCUUGGAACAGUAUGAUAAAAUUUUCAACGUAAAUGUUCGCUCGAUGUAUCAAUUAACAAAACUGGCGGUGCCACACUUGAUCAAAACAAAAGGCAACAUUGUAAACGUUUCUAGCAUAUCUGGAUUACGAGCUUUCCCGAAUAUU